UGUUGCAUCAAUUUUUAAAAAGUUCCAAGAACGUCCAUCAUAUAAAAAUAGUGUUUCUUCUUCCGGGACAUACGUACAUGCCCGUAGACUCGGUCCAUGCAACAAUAGAACGCUUCAUUAACAAACGCACCGUUUGGGCGCCAUCGGAAUGGCAUACUUUAAUCGCUAAUGCGAGGGUUAAUCAUACACCUUUUGAGGUAAUUAAUAUGAAGCAUACCGAUUUCAUGUCUUGGAAAGAAGCGGCUAAAAAUGUAUUACCAAACAAAAUUAAUAAAACAAAAGAAGGAGAAAAAAUUUUACUGAGUCAGCUAAGAAUUGCUUCUUUCAAAAAAGGUGAAGAUGUCAUUAAAAUUCAAUAUUCUUUUUUGGACUGCGACGGACAACAAACUGUAGAACUUCGUCAACCACGUAAAUCUAAAAGGUCAGCCAGCAGUCUCCUAGAAAUGCCGAAAAUAGGAAAUUUAUAUCCAUCACCGCUCCCAAUUUCUGCCUUGAAGUUAAAGAAUUUAAUGGACCUAUGUGCCAAGCGCGUGAUUCCAGAACGCUACCACAAAGAAUACGAAAAUUUUAAGGGUACGAUAGAGGUUGAAGAUACAUUGGCAGAAACGGAUGAAGAGGAUGAAAAAGUUGAAGAAGACUGAGAUUUGUCUAAGCAGAGCUCCUAGAAUUAUGUUGUUUAUUUUGUUGUUUUUAUUUACUUCCAUUUAUAAACAAUUGACCUAUUUGUUUAUAAUUUCAUUACUUCUUAGAAACAAAUAGCUGAGCCUAUAAUUAUUUAGAAAUUCACAUCCAGAAACGAGCAGAACAUCGUAUGUGUAUCGUAAGCGGCUAAGAUUUAAAACACAAUUUUAAUAUUUUCUUGGCAAAACAU
Molecule: messenger RNA, 871 nt
Organism: Photinus pyralis (common eastern firefly)
Lineage: Eukaryota; Metazoa; Arthropoda; Insecta; Coleoptera; Lampyridae
Exons: 2
Coding region: 78-641 (187 amino acids)
Source: RefSeq, a predicted model, not a curated record